This is a messenger RNA of Penicillium paradoxum, 1446 nucleotides long. RefSeq names its product glycine decarboxylase subunit T. Gene Ontology annotation, molecular function: aminomethyltransferase activity; protein binding. The record is from RefSeq and is a predicted model, not a curated record. The transcript is spliced from 2 exons. Lineage: Eukaryota; Fungi; Ascomycota; Eurotiomycetes; Eurotiales; Aspergillaceae. Gene Ontology annotation, cellular component: mitochondrion. Gene Ontology annotation, biological process: glycine catabolic process. Bases 1 to 1446 code for a protein of 481 amino acids.
AUGUCUAGUGUCCGUAUUCUCACCCGAGGUGUUGACCUCGCCGCUACGAGGGCGGCUGCCCUUAACCUUCCCCGCGCUUCUAUCGGCUCCACCGUACUGCGGAGGGAGCUCUCCUCCGCGGCUACCGUGCGACCAACCGUUUCUCGGCCAUUGAGAGCCAAUGCUCCAGUGGCAGCUUCUCGCACUGUCAAACAGACUGUGCGGUAUGCAUCUGGCUCCAGUGGGCCUCUCAGCAAAACCCAGCUCUAUGACCUACACGUAGAGAAUGGCGCCAAGAUGGUGCCUUUUGCCGGGUUCGAUAUGCCCUUGCAGUACGCCGACCUGAGCCAUGUGGAAAGCCACAUGUGGACGCGCGAGAAGGCUAGUCUCUUUGAUGUGAGCCAUAUGGUCCAGCAUCACCUCAGUGGGCCCGGUGCCCUUGAACUACUGAAGAAGGUGACUCCUUCAUCGCUAGAUAAGCUAGCCCCGAACACAUCAACCCUGUCCUGUCUAUUGGAAGAAGGUACCGGCGGCAUGGUCGAUGAUUGUGUCAUCACGCGCCGCGGCGAAGACAGCUUCUACUUUGUCACGAAUGCCGGCCGUCGCACAGAGGACUUGGCUUUCCUGACCGCCGAAAUCGAUGCCUACCGCUCCAAAAAUGGCGCCGACAGCAUCAAGUGGGAUAUCCUUGAAGAUCGCGCGCUGGUCGCCCUGCAAGGACCCCUUGCCGCCUCCGUCCUCCAACCCCUCAUUCACACCGCGAACACCCCCUCCUCAGAAACAGACCUGAGCACUCUCUACUUCGGCAACUGUCGCGAGCUGUACCUCACUCUCCCAGAUGGCAGCGCAACUGCACACCCACUUCUCAUCUCUCGCACAGGUUACACCGGCGAGGAUGGCUUCGAAAUCUCCAUCCCGACUUCUGGCGCCCCAUCCCUCCCCCGCCAGGUCACCGAGCUGCUCCUCGCCGACAGCAGCAAGUCCCGUCUCGCCGGUCUAGCAGCCCGUGACUCCCUCCGUCUCGAGGCAGGAAUGUGCCUCUACGGCCACGACAUCUCCACAGCACAGACCCCUCCCGCCGCAGCCCUCGGCUGGGUCGUCGGUCGUGAUCGCCGCGAUGCUGCCACUGCGACUUUCAACGGUGCUUCCACCAUUCUUUCCCAACUCGCAAGCCCCAAGACUGUUGCCCAGCGCCGCGUCGGUCUGUCCGUUGAGAAGGGUCCCCCAGCCCGUGAGGGUGCUCUCGUUGUCGAUAUCUCCGACCCCGCGAACCCCCUUGAGGUUGGUGUUGUCACUUCCGGCUUGCCUAGCCCCUCGCUGGGUGGUGCCAACAUUGCCAUGGCAUAUGUCAAGCAGGGACUUCACAAGAAGGGUACCGAGCUAGCUGUCAAGGUGCGCAACAAGGUGCGCAAGGCUACUGUUGUUGGCAUGCCUUGGAUCGAAAGCAAGUUCCACCGUCCUCAGUAG